Molecule: messenger RNA, 351 nt
Organism: Plasmodium yoelii
Lineage: Eukaryota; Apicomplexa; Aconoidasida; Haemosporida; Plasmodiidae
Product: conserved Plasmodium protein, unknown function
Exons: 6
Coding region: 1-351 (116 amino acids)
Source: RefSeq, a predicted model, not a curated record
AUGCACAGUUAUAUUUUUAAAAUUCUUUUAUUUACCUUGUUCUACAAAAUUAUGAAUUUUACACCAAAUUAUCAUGAAGGAAUAAAUUUCGUCAGAGGGAAGGUGGAAAAAGAUGAUCAUUUUAAUAUAGAAUUAUCAUAUAAUGGUGAUAAUAAAAAAAAUAAACCUUCGUCCAGUGAAUUGUACGAAAAGUAUAUGAAAGAAAUCGAUGACCAUAAACACAAAUCUGUGAAAGACGUUAUGAACAACAUUAUGAGCACAUUUGACUCGAUUGACCAAAAAAUGUUCUUAAAUAAAUUAUCAGAAGAAGUUAACGAGUAUUUAAAACUUUAUAAAAGUUUUUCAAUAUGA